Amblyraja radiata (thorny skate) is the source of this 7999-nucleotide messenger RNA. RefSeq names its product ARFGEF family member 3 (gene arfgef3). Lineage: Eukaryota; Metazoa; Chordata; Chondrichthyes; Rajiformes; Rajidae. The coding region runs from base 387 to 6917 and encodes 2176 amino acids. The record is from RefSeq and is a predicted model, not a curated record. Gene Ontology annotation, molecular function: guanyl-nucleotide exchange factor activity. Gene Ontology annotation, biological process: regulation of ARF protein signal transduction. The transcript has 35 exons.
AAGAUGGUGCUGAGCGUGAGCUGUACAGCGACUGUUGGCUUCGGCGGCACCUGGGCUCUUUCAGGCUGAGCUGCCCGGCUCCCAGUAUCGGCGCAUCAGUCAAUUAACAGCGCACUGAUCCUGUCUCCCUGCAUCUCCUUAAAAAAAAUCCCUCGGCGUCUCCUUAUUAUAAUCAAUUUACCCAGUCGUCUCUCUACCUGCCAGCGAGACGUGUCCCUGGAAUCCUCCCGGCUGUGGACCGGCCGUGUUUAUUUCAUGAGUCCCCCAGCGAAUGAAUGACCCCCCCCCCCCCGGCACGCUGAUGCAACGCCAAGCAGCAUCUUAAACGGGACUUUAUCCCGAUUCAACGCAGAUAUAUAACCUUCCUGCUCCUGCCUGCCGUGGGGAUGGAUGACAUUUUGAAGAAGAUAUCGAAGGAAGCGUCUGGAAGCAAAUACAAGCCUUUAAGAGAUGCCUGCACCUUAGCGUGCGAAACAUUAGAAUCGGAAAAUGGUGCCAUCAGACUGCCAACAUAUCAAUUGAGGGAGUGCUGCCUCAUCCCCCUGAAGCUUGCUCUGGAAUCGAAGAACGUCAAACUAGCUCAGCAUGCCUUGGCCGGAAUGCAGAAGCUGCUGGUGGACGAGAGGCUGGUGUCGACGACAGAGGAGCUGGAGGACAGGCAGCUGCUGAAUCAGAUGCUGGACUCCAUGAAGGUCACGCCCUUCCUCAAUGAGGACCUGCAGGUGGAAGUGAUGAAGGUGCUGCUUUGCUUCACAUAUUCUUCAACGUUUGAAAUAAACGGCAGUGCCAUCCUAAAGAUUGCUGAGGUUUGCAUCGAGACGUACGUCACCAGCUGUCACCAGCGCAGUAUCAACACUGCCGUGCGGGCUACCCUCAGCCAGAUGUUCGGCGACCUGGCUCAGCAGCUGCGCAUGAACCAGGAGAAUGAGAACGAGGGUGGACGUGAGGAUUCUCACAACAAAGGCCAGUCGGUCUCCGCUGAAGCACUCUGUGAAGACGUGGUCUCUGUGCUCUCUGUCCUUUAUGAGAAGCUGCAAAGGGUUGUGAACAACAGCCAACACAUGCAGCUCUUGUACCUGGAGUGCAUCCUCUCCAUGUUAAGCAGUUCUUCUCCUCUCAUGCAUCAUCACAAAGGCUUCACCGACCUGCUGUGGAGGCAGCUCUGUCCGGCGCUGAUAGUCAUCCUGGGCAACCCCAUCCGUGACAAGACCAUCUCGUCUGCCCACGGGGCCUCUUCGGCGGAGAGCGAUGCCACACUUGCCGGGGUCUCUGACCACGGCCGAGGGUCCGGCUGCUCGUCCAUGGCCCCAGCUCUCAGCGAGCCAGUGGCGCGCACCAUAUAUUACAUCGCAGUGGAGCUGGUCCGACUGGUGGGCUGCCUGGAGUCACUGAGGCCCGUGUUGCAGUCACUGUACCAUCGGCUGCUGCUCUACCCACCCCCACAGCACAGGGUGGAGGCCAUCAAGAUCAUGAAGGAGAUUCUCAGCAGCCCCCAACGCCUAUACGAUCUCGCUGGUCCCACCGUGUACGAAGGGGAGACCAGGAGGCGCUCCAGUCAGCGAAGGAAGUCACACUUGGAUCUUCACAAGAUUAUCAUGGAUGGUAUGACGGAGGCCUGUGUGAAGGGGGGUAUUGAGGCCUGCCACUCAGCCGUGUCCUGCGUCUGUGCUCUGCUGGCCGGCCUGGAGCAGCUGAGCCGGGGCGGGGGCCUGUCCGAGGACCAGGUGCGGCACUUGCUGAAGCACGCGGAGGAGCUGAGGGGCGGCGCCGAGUCGGCCCGCGAGUCGAUGGAGAUCAGCGAGGCCGACUUCCGCUGGCAGCGGCGGGUGCUGUCCACCGAGCAGGCCCAGUGGGAGACCGGAGCGGGCAAAAGCCCGGACGUCAGCAUCAGCAUCACCGCGGAGACGGGCCGCACCACACCGGAGGAGACGGGCUGCCCCGAGUACCCGGGUGGGACGGACGCUGCCGAGGCCCCGUGCAGGAUGGAGCCGCUGGGGGCCGAGGAAGGAGACAACCCCGACCCGGUCCACCCCAACAAUGGCACCCACCCCUAUGUGGACUUUGCCAACUUCCUGUCGGUCGAUCCCAGGACCGGCCGCCUGCCGGGCUCCCGCUACAGCGAGAGCAACUUCAGCGUGGACGAGCAGGAUGCCUCCAGAACCGAGUUCGACUCAUGCGACCAGUACUCAAUGGCGGCCGAGAAGGACUCGGGCAGGUCGGACGUCUCGGAGAUCGGCUCCGACAACUGCUCGCUGGCAGACGAGGAGCAGGGUCGCAGGGACUUCCCCGGCCACCGCUCAAUGCACGGAGCCACCCUAACCCUCAAGGUGCUCAGGAACCAGGAGGCCGAUCAGCACAGUGCCCGAAUCUUCGUGCAGUCGAUCGUCACCAUUCUCCCUCGCCUCCUCUCCCUCCCUCGCAUGGAUGAAGUUGACUCUUCACUGCAGAGCUUCGCCUCCGUCUUCUGUUCAGGGCUGCAGUCAGAACUGCUGUGCUCCCCGGGUCUGGACACCGGAGAGGUCAGCAGCUGCCAGACGCUGAUGAAUGCAGACGGCCUGUACCUGGUGGCCUUCCACGCCCUGUCACUGAGCCUGAAGCUGAACGCCUGCGACUACCACCGGAGGAAGCCGGCACCCGUCCCCGUCUCGCUGAAAGAGUUUGUGAGGCAGGUGCAAAGCAGUCGGGUGCUGAUGGUGUUGUCACAGGCGUGGAUUGAAGAACUGUACCAUCAGGUGUUGGACAGGAACCUGCUGGGAGAGGCUGGGUAUUGUGGAAUAGCACAGGAGCAUUCCCUGCCUUUCAUUGUCAUGUUAACAGAUAUGGAUGGAUUGGGAAGUAGCGCCGUGGGUGGACAGAUGGUUAGCAGUGCUUCAGGACAAUCUCCUCUGGCCCAGGAAAAGAACACUCCUGAUUCAGUAACUGCAGGUGCGUGUUUUGCCCGCUUCAUCCUGAUCGGGUGCUGGAAGAACCUGAUUGACACUCUCUCCACGCCGCUGACGGGCCGGGUAGCCGGGAGCUCCAAGGGGCUGGCCUUCUUCUUGAGCACGGAAGGAAUCAAAGAGCAGAACCAGAAGGAGCGAGACGCCAUUUGCAUGAGUCUAGAUGGUCUGCGGAAAGCAGCUCGUCUAAGCUGUGCCCUGGGCGUUGCUGCCAAUUGUGCUUCCGCCCUCGCGCAGAUGUCAGCGGCAUCGUGCGUUCAGGAUGAGAAGGAGGAGAAGGAAACUCCGGAGAUCACUGACCCUAUAGCUCAAGUGAAGCAAAGAGUGGAGCAGAAGCUUGAGCAGAUCGGGCGUCCCCAGGGUGUUCAGCUACACACAGCGCAUGUGCUGUGCAUGGAUGCGAUCCUCAGCGUGGGGCUGGAGAUGGGUAGCCACAACGCAGACUGCUGGCAGCACGUCUUCAGGGUGUGUGAAUACGUCAGUACAUUGGAGCACAGUCACUUCAGCGAUGGAGGGUCCCAACCGCCCAUUACCAUCACACAAAGUCAACAGGCCUCUGGCUCAGACACGGCUCACCACUUGAACAGGGACCGGAGCUCUGAGCUGGACACUAACAUCGGCAACCCUGUCAUUCAAUCGUUCACCAUCCAGGAGCUGAUCAAGGAGAACUACAAGGGGAAGGCGUAUGACUGCCGAGGAGGAGGAGUGCUGACGGGGAGCAAUGCAGCCAGGGCUGUCUGCACACUCUCCACAAUGGCAGACAAAUUAUUUGAAGACGCUGCCGUGAAACUGAAUCUAAACGCUCUGGUAGGAUUCCUUAAUCAGUUGCGGAAAGCAUCACAGGCCCAGCUAUUUGACUCCGCCACAGAGACUGUGGACUACUCACUAGCUAUGCCAGGAGAGGCCAGGUCCACCCUUGAGCGACGCAGUGCACUGCACCUCUUCCGACUCGGUGACGUGAUGCUGCGGAUCGUGCGAAGCAGGUCGCGGCCCCUCUUGCAUCUCAUGAAGACCUGGAGUGUGGUUGGCCCUCAUUUGGCAGAGGCUGCCUGCCAUAAGGAGCGCCACGUGUCCCAGAAGGCUGUCUCCUUCAUCCAUGACAUCCUGACGGAAGUUCUCAUAGACUGGAAUGAAUUGCCCCAUUUCCAUUUCAACGAGGCUCUGUUCCGGCCGUUUGAGCACAUCAUGCAGUUGGAACUGUGUGACGAAGAUGUGCAGGAUCAGGUGAUCACGUCGAUCGGAGAGUUGGUGGAGGUCUGUUCCCCACAGAUCCAGUCAGGCUGGCGGCCGCUCUUCAGUGCGUUGAAGACCGUGCACAGCAACAAGCCGGACGUGAAGGAGUAUCUGAUUGGUGAUUAUUCCAUGGGGAAGUCCCAGGCUCCAGUCUUCGACGUUUUUGAAGCAUUCCUCAAUACAGAUAACAUUCAAGUCUUUGCUAAUGCCGCCACCGACUACAUAAUGUGCCUUAUGAAGUUUGUUAAGGGUUUAGGUGGUGAUGAUUGUAAAGAGAUCGGGAAUAGCUUCACAGGACCAGGAUCCACUUCCUCUGAUUUGUGCCUUCCCGCCCUGGAUUACCUCAGGAAGUGUUCACAGUUGCUUGCCAAGAUCUACAAGAUGCCUUCGAAACCCAUUUUCCACGGGGCUCAGUUCAUCAGCUUGCCCUUCAAAGGUCUGGAGCGGUCAAUGAGCAGCGAGGAUGGGAUCGAGGGUGCCCUCAACGAGUUUGAUGACGACACAGGAUUGAUUCAAGUCUGGAUCCUGCUGCUGGAACAGCUCACCACUACAAUCUCCAAUUGCCCCCGGCAACAUCAGGCCCCAACCUUGGACCUCCUGUUCGAGUUGCUGCGAGAGAUCACCAAAGUACCAGGAUCUGGAUUUGGGAUUUUUGCUGUAACCCAUCUCCUCCUCCCAGUCAUGUCUUUGUGGCUUCAGCGUAACCAUGGUGAUCAGUCCUAUUGGGAGAUGGCAGCUGCCAAUUUCAAGCAUGCGAUUGGUCUGUCCUCAGAACUGGUGAUGGAGCAUAUUCACAGCUUCAUCCAAUCAGACAUUGGCUACGAAAACAGCAUUAACAUGAUGUUGAAAGACCUGCUCAAGCUGCUCGUGUCCUGUGUUGCAGAACCCACUGAAACCAUCUCCCGGGUGGGCUGCUCCUGCAUCAGGUACGUCCUGGUUACAGCUGGACCCGUAUUCACUGAUGAAAUGUGGAGGCUGGCCUGCUGUGCCCUUCAAGAUGCCUUCACGGUCACGCUGGAGCCGGUGAAGAACCUGCUGGCUUGUUUCCAGAGUGGCUCAGAGAGCUUCAGUGGAGACGCUUGUGAAGUGAAGGUAGCAGCACCCUCACAUUCUGCCAGCGCAGAGGCAGAAUACUGGAGAAUCCGGGCCAUGGCACAACAGGUUUUUCUGCUGGAUACUCAAUGUUCUGCCAAGACUCCCAACAACAGGGAGGGUUUUGAGCAUGCCCAGUCCUGUGUGCUGAUCAUCGAGCUCCCACCGGAUGAGAAACCCAAUGGUCACACUCAGAGAAGGAAAAUAGGAAUCCCAUUCCGCACCAUAGUGGUCAGUUUGUUAUCCCACCAGGUGCUGCUCCAGAACCUGUACGACGUGCUGCUGGAAGAGUUUGUCAAAGGUCCCACGCCCAGUGAUGCUCCGGACCGGACCGUGGCCUUUGGAGAGGUCAGGCCGGCCGGCUUCUUGAGGUACAUCUCCAUGCAGAACCUGGCCGUCAUCUUCGACCUGCUGCUCGACUCCUACAGGACGGCCCGCGAGUUUGACACCCGGCCCGGCCUGAAGUACCUGCUGAUGAAGGUGUCGGGGGUGGGCGGGGCGGCCAACCUCUACCGCCAGUCGGCCAUGAGCUUCGGCAUCUAUUUCCAGGCCCUGAUCUGCGCCAUCCUGACCAACCAGGAGCACAUCACGGCCGAGCAGGUCAAGCGGAUCCUGUACGAGGCGGAGGAGGAGGAUGACGAGGAGCCAAGCUCGGACUCGUCGCGGCCGUGCUCCUCGGAGGACGAGGACAUCUUCGAGGAGACGGCGCAGGUCAGCCCGCCCAGGGGGAAGGAGAAGCGGCGGUGGAGGGCCCGGAUCGCGUCCGUCAGCAUCCAGCCGGGCAGCAACGCCGACUGGGCCUGGCUGGUGCGGCGGCUGCACAAGCUGUGCCUGGAGGUGUGCAACAACUACAUCCAGCUACACCUCGACCUGCAGAGCUGCAGCGGCAGCAGCACCGACGAGCCGCCGGCCACCCGCGGUGACCCGCUCUUCUUCCUCCCCUCCUGCCCAUCCGAAGGCUCCAGCAGCCCGUCGGCAUCGGGCAAGGAGACGACGACGACGCCGCUGUCGGAGGAGGGCGGGCGGCCGCGGGCCGGGCACCCACCGCUGGUCGGAACAGAGGUGGAGGCAGAGCCGGCGGCGUUGCCUGGCAACCCGGGCAGCCCUGGGCCCGAGGAGGAGAAGGCCGAGCUAGGCCGCAGGAAGGAGUGGUGGGAGAGCGCAGGCAGCAGGAUCUACACCAUCGCCACUGACCGCACCAUCGGCAAGCUGGUGCUGGAGUACAAGAGGAGGAAGCAGCAGCAGAACCCAGGCAAGGGGGAGUCGGUGGCAGCAUCUUCAGCGAACGGCAGGGGUCCCGACUCGCCACUGCAGCGGCCCCAGCAACUGCUCGACCAGGGCCGCAUGAGGCACUCGUUCAGCGCUGGCGCCGAGCUGCUCCGACAGGAGAGGAGACCUCGCUCCGGCUCCACCGCCAGCUGCCAGAAUGUCUCCAUGCGGGAUACCGAGGGCCAGAUGCAGGCAUGGACCAAUAUGAUACUGACUAUCCUCAACCAAAUCCAGCUACUCCCAGAUCAAACCUUCACAGCACUGCAGCCUUCAGUGUAUCCGAGUAUCAGCCAGCUCACUUGUCACGUAACCGACAUCCGCGUUCGUCAGGCUGUCCGGGAAUGGCUGGGAAGAGUGGGAAGAGUCUACGACAUCAUCAUGUAAUAUCCACCCACAAUGGGGAAGGAAGGGAAACUGUCUUCAUGAAGCACAAUGGUUCAGUUUCUGCGUGACCUGCUUUAUCAAUCCUGACAGAGACAUUGCCUCACGAUCAGAACACAUUACUCUCCAUUUAUUAUCGCUGGCCAUUGGCUUACUCCCUGUGAGAGUCACUUCAACCAAGAUGCCAACGGAAUUGUACCAAGGAAUAUGCUCUGCAGCGUUGGUGAACACAUAUCAGUUUUUGAGAAGAGGUGGGAGCAUUACAUAUUCAAUAGUUCAAUCUGCAAGAUGUGGCUAUACCACCUCGCCACUUGGUAGGGUGGAAUGUAGGUUGGAGGAGUGGCGAUCGUGGCUCAGAACAGACACUGUUUGGUUCAAAUGGCUCACCCACAUGAGUCAAAUCAAAGCUUCAGUCACACGUCCAGUUGGAUGUCCCACCCAUCGGGGCAAUUGUGAAUAUCUUUUACCUGGACACGUAAGCUGAAGCAGAUGGAGGAGGUGGAAGGUCUCCCUACACAUUCUUUUCAUCAAAGUUGAUGCAUGACCGUACUCUUUUUGAAAUGCAAAGUACUUUUUCAGAACAAUUCCAACAUUUUGGGCUCAGUUGCUCAGGGCUGCCUGCUCCAAGUAUUGGUAACUAUGUGUAAAGAGCACUGGGUAACAUCUUCCCUACUUUGAGAUUGCAUCCCAUCUGUAACUUCCCCUCGUUCCUUUAUUCCUCACUUUGUGCCCUGGAUUUCCAUUGGACUGGUCUAUCAGAUAGUACUGCUACCUUUAUUGUUUGUUUUAAUAUAAACUGAAAUCUUUGGGUAAAUGUUUCUGCUGCAUGAGUAACUUUCUCUAUAUGGAAGUUAGUAAGAACCUGGCAGUGCAAUUUUACAAUUAUGCCGGUGUGCAGUUUUCACUUAUUCGAUAGUUUCAGAUUUUGCAAAUGGAUGUUCUGGUAAUUCAACAUUAGGUGUAGUUCUGUUGCUUUUUUCCACAUCACGAAGUGAGCCUCUUGAAAUAUGUUCAACUUUCAGGGGAUAGGAACAAAUGUUUCACUUUUGGAAACAUUGGACAAAAGUUUUUAUUUCAUCCCCAGU